UUUAUACUCUUUAUUUUACUCUCUAUGCUAUCAAUUUCCAGUAUUUGCUACUUACUAUAAUGCUACCGUAUAUGACCUCAGUAGCUGAUCUUUCGCCAUUACCAAAACCAUUCUUUCUCUGUAAGAAACCUGAAAGUAGUGGUGAAUUUUAUAGAUAUUUUAUAACUUGUUGUUUGUUAAUUGCUAAAAUUUGCGUAUCCGUUCGCUGCUUCUUUACUUAAUUGAUUAUAACAGCAUUCUUAAAAACUUGAAUCCAGAAGGACUUACUUGACACAUUUCAAAACAGACGUUCUUGGAUCUUGUGUUCCCAACCUACUUUGGCCUAAAUAGGCUUGUUAGUUUAAUUACUAUUUCUCUCUUUUUCAUACUUGUUAUAGUCUACUCUGAUGGAUUCAAACGAGAAAAUAGAAACAUUGAAGUCUAUGGGUAUCUCGGAACCCGAUGCUAGGGAAGCAUUAACAAGGUGCAACAAUGAUGUUGAAGCAGCUGCCGAAUAUAUUUUUGGCGGACAUUUAGAGAAAAAUCGCCUGGUCCCUGUUGCCUCUAAUAUCUCUCUGGAGUCCUCUCUUCCAAGCUACAAUGAUUCGUUCUUUCUUCCUUCUCCCCAUAAGCGUAAGAGGCUUUUCGAAAACAUUGGAUCAGUUUUAAAACCGAGUCCUUUGUUCCCUUCUAUUGCUCCUUUUUUGGUAGCUUUGAACGAAAUUCCACUCGCCAGGAACGUACUUAUCCAGUCUCUUAAUGAGAGUGGGUCUCUCGUUGAUUCUGAACCUUAUCUUACACCUUCACAUCAGCAGGAUCAACUGCACCCCUCUUCUUCAUCUGUUUCUCGUUUUAGCCAACAUUCCUAUCACCGCUUUGGUUCUCCUGCUUGGUGGUUUGGGGAGGAACCAUGUGUUCCUCCUUCAAAAGAUGCCCGUUCAAUCCUGCAUUUGCAAACCGCUAGAGCCUUAGAAUUUCUUAGAUCUUCUCAUCGUUUAUAUCUUGAUUCCACUCAUAUAACUUCUUCUUUUUCUCAGUUAUUGUCUGAAGAGGGACUUCGCAAUCAGUCUUUGUCGGACUGCGACGUGCUCAACUCCUUCGUGUCAAGAUUCUUCAGCCAUCCGAAUCGAAAGUACGAAGAAACCUUUGCAUCUGCCAUAGUAAAAGGUAUUAAUGAGGAAAAGAGCAGUCACUUGUUUUCAUUCAAACCCAGUUCAUCACCAGAUCUUCGGUUGAGUAUAGAGUCAUGUUUGGAUCUUAUGUUGCACCCUUCUUCUAUACCCACAAAAGAUUGGGCAUGGCUAAGCAGACCAGCCAAAGUGUUUUGCUGCUCUGUUCCAGGAAGUCGAACAUCUGGUGUUCCUCGGAUCCUACUGACUACGAAAAUUAAUUUAAGUAAAUGCAUUUAUGAAAAUAAGCAAGCAGUGUUACAUCGAUAUCAACUUGAAACAGAUUACAAAACAAUAUUGAAGGAAUGGGAAGAUUUAUAUAAUACGCUUACAGGGAGGAAAAUAAUAAAGUAUGACAUUACAGAGCUUUUGAAUGAUGGUCAUAUCCUUUUGAAAGACAGAAACUCGGCAUUAGCAAGUCAUUUGGACGUGAUCAGGGAGACGACAAAGAAUAAAUUGAAUACUCUAGUCGAAAAUACGAAUGCAGUACAGCAUAAACUCGCUUCAUUAUAUAAUGAUUUGAAGAAUCCAUGCAUUCGCCGCUUAAGAGCUGUUAUUUUGGAACCCUCAAUAUUGUAUAUUUGCUUAGACCAGAAUAAUACAAAGGAGAACAGUGAUGUGCCGCGAAUAAGCCCUACCAUGGAUUCUCGCCAAUGGUACUUGGUGAACUUUACAUCUGCUGCCAUUAUAACUGAUGAGAUCUUACCAUGUGCAGUAAAGCCAGUAACAUUCGAUGAAGUGGUACUCAAUUUUGAGAAUCACGUCUCUUAUCAUUCUCGAUUUUUGAUCUAUGUUGCUGAUGAACCACCAACAGAUUCCCAUGCUUCGUCAAUACCGAAUACGAUUAAGCACUUUAUUCAAGAAGACAAUGAAUAUUUCGAUGAUGAGCUUUCGGGUCGUGCUUUUUGUGAUAGUACUAGCACCCGAAGCUCGAGAAGCAAUGAUAGCGGUGACGAUACGUCCGAUUUUGAUCCAGAAGAUCAUGGAUUACAGUUACAUAUUCCACGUAUAAAUACAAAUGUACGAGGACAUCAAUCAAGGAACAGUGCUUGUGAGUUCCCUGAGAGUAUGCACGUGGAGCAUAGUAAAGAAGAGUUAUGAGUUCGUUGAUUUAAUAUUUAUGUAUGUAUUCAUGUUGAUAUUCGAGAAAGUGGGAGUACAUUAGAUGACAUUCUUUUCAUAACAGUUGUGACGUCUUGUCAAAGAUGUUUCAUAGAAAAAUGAUGGAUUUACGAAUUGCUUUGAUGAUUAUAAAAAGGAAAAAAAAUUAAAGUGAAAUAUUGAUUGCAAUUGUAGGGAAGGAAAAAUGCACUUAAAUAGUAUGCGUCUCCCAAAUGAGGAGUACUUUUCAGAGGUCUAAGGUGAUACAAGUGUAUUGCAUUCAAACACUUUGAAU
Molecule: messenger RNA, 2544 nt
Organism: Schizosaccharomyces octosporus yFS286
Lineage: Eukaryota; Fungi; Ascomycota; Schizosaccharomycetes; Schizosaccharomycetales; Schizosaccharomycetaceae
Product: UBA domain-containing protein Ucp6
Exons: 2
Coding region: 387-2249 (620 amino acids)
Biological process (GO): protein deubiquitination
Cellular component (GO): nucleus; cytosol
Molecular function (GO): protein binding
Source: RefSeq, a predicted model, not a curated record